Messenger RNA from Rhagoletis zephyria (snowberry fruit fly), 1062 nucleotides. RefSeq names its product sodium channel protein para-like. Gene Ontology annotation, molecular function: voltage-gated sodium channel activity. Lineage: Eukaryota; Metazoa; Arthropoda; Insecta; Diptera; Tephritidae. The record is from RefSeq and is a predicted model, not a curated record. Gene Ontology annotation, cellular component: voltage-gated sodium channel complex; plasma membrane. Gene Ontology annotation, biological process: neuronal action potential; membrane depolarization during action potential; sodium ion transmembrane transport.
AUUUGUAAAAGUGGAGGGCGCUAGUUGAAGAUGGCGCCUCGGAUAUAGCUGUUAUCCAAAGCUAACCCGCGACAUCCAUGUGCCUCAUGCCUUGGAAAUCUGAGGCUCUCAUCGCUGGCCGUAUAGACAAUGACAGAAGAUUCCGACUCGAUAUCUGAGGAAGAACGUAGCUUGUUCCGUCCCUUUACCCGAGAAUCAUUGAUUCAAAUUGAAAAACGCAUUGCCAUUGAACAUGAAAAACAGAAGGAGUUUGAAAGAAAGAGAGCCGAGGGCGAGGUGCCGCAAUAUGGUCGCAAGAAAAAACAAAAAGAAAUCCGAUAUGAUGACGAGGACGAGGAUGAAGGUCCACAACCGGAUCCUACACUUGAACAGGGUGUGCCAAUACCUGUUCGACUGCAGGGCAGCUUCCCGCCGGAAUUGGCCUCCACUCCUCUCGAGGAUAUUGAUCCGUACUAUAACAACGUACUGACCUUUGUAGUUGUAAGUAAGGGAAAAGAUAUUUUUCGCUUUUCUGCAUCCAAAGCAAUGUGGUUGCUCGACCCGUUCAAUCCUAUACGUCGCGUAGCCAUUUACAUUUUAGUGCAUCCGUUAUUUUCGUUAUUUAUCAUUACAACUAUUCUGGUUAACUGCAUUCUGAUGAUCAUGCCCACGACACCAACAGUUGAGUCUACUGAAUUUGGUAAAUGAAUGAGUACCCUAGCAGCGGAGGAAAAACAAGUGGACCAAUAAAUCGGAUACAAAUAACGGAAUCAAGUAUAUAGUAAUACUACAUACAUUCAUACAGAUCUGUAAAUGCAGUUUUGUUUUUAAAAACCCGUAAGGGGAAUAAAUAAAACCAGCCGGCUACGCAACUAUCAGUGCAAGGAUCCAACAACAUAAUCUGAUAUCAACCAUCUGAAAAAGAGGUCAUAGAUACCAAUCCAGCGUUGCAAUUAUGGCGCAAUAAAGUGCAAUUGACAUAAAAGAUUAAAGAUGUUAUAGACCAAUGCUGUCAGUGUACAUAAUAGAUAUGUAUGCACAUACAUAUGUGUAAAAUAAACUUAAACUCUCAUCGUUUGCGUA